CGGACGACUGCUGGUUAGUUUGUGCUCUAGAUUAUUGUUAAGGUUGUGUGGAGUAUCACUACGGACUUUGGCCUUUUAUCACAACAUCAAAACCGCCCAUUUGACAACAUUGAACAGAAGGACUAACAAAUGCUAUGAAAAAUGCACUAUUUCCGACAAAUAAUUCGACGCUUGAAGAACGCAGACAGGGACUGAAAUGGAUCCCAGAAGGCCAGCUCCUGACAACACAAAUAAACCAACAAUCAAGCGAUAAAACAGUUCUCUAUAAGCUUGUAUUUAAACUAAAUGAUAUUUUAAAAAACUCCACCAAGCAUCAGCAAUGGCUCCAUCUGCCAUGAUUACAGCAAAACAACGAGAAAACUGAGACCCCUGCUACUGUCCAUCAUCUCUCACUGGGUGUAAUGGCCAACACUGUUGCUAAUCUGGUUGUGCAAACUGACCUCCUACCUUCGCAGACAUCCUCCUCCCUGUCUUCCUUUCCUUCUCUCCUUCCACCAGUCGAGGAUGGAGAGAAGGGAGAAGACGAGGAGAAAGAAUCGGGAACAGUUGUACUCACGGGUGAUAUUGUGACACCAUCAACAGUGACUCAAACUCCAGAGCACCCAUUUCAAUGUUUAGACUGUGGAAAGAGUUUUAAGUGGUCCUCUAGACUUGCACAUCAUCAGAGGAGCCAUAACAAUGAGAGACCAUAUCGCUGUAACAUCUGUCCCAAGGCCUUCAAGGGCUCAUCUGCCUUGCUUUACCACCAGAGGUCUCAUUCUGGAGAGAAGCCCUACAAGUGUGAUGACUGUGGUAAAGCAUUCAAGCGGUCCUCUCUUUUACAGAUUCAUCGCAGUGUGCAUACAGGUCUUCGCACUUUCCAGUGUUCUUACUGCCCUUUGACCUUCAAAUGGAGCUCACACUACCAAUAUCACCUUCGCCAGCACACGGGUGAAUGCCCAUACCCGUGUGACAGCUGCUCCAAAGCCUUCAAGAACUCCAGCAGUCUGCGUCGCCAUAAAAAUGUACACCUAGGCUUCAAGCCUUACGUCUGUGAUGUCUGCAAUAAAGCCUUCAGUCAGUCUACUAAUCUGCGGCAGCACAUGCGCAUACACACGGGCGAACGUCCGUAUGUCUGCGGAGAAUGCGGGCGUCGCUUUACGCAUUCAUCCAACUUGGCGCUGCAUCGCAUCUCUCAUGUAGAAGGAAAGAGGAAGGGUGCUGGAAAAGCUGGAGAAGCGGGCUCAGGCUCUGCUCCUACACAGGUGGAGGUGGUGCUGACAGAAGAUUUGAACACCGUUGGAAUGACCCUUUCUGAAAUGGUCGGCCUCGUAGGUGGACAGGAGGGUGGAGUCGGGCAGGUGUAUCUGUCACACAAUGCAACCUCGCUCGCUACCUCAGGCACGACCAAUCAAAACCUCCUGCCACAGCUUACUCUCACACCCACUUCCUCCAUAGCCACAGAGAAUAUGCAGAUGAGCAAUAUGGGCACUGGCAGUAAUGUCUUGCUUUUUAGCUGUGGCAGCUGUAAUGAGACAUUUUCAACACAUAAUCAUCUUGAGGAGCAUCAGGCUCUACACCUAGAUAGCCUGGGGUCAGGAGGUGGUGGAGAGGUUGUGACAGAAAAUAGCACCGAGACUGAAGGGGGUGGUGUCUCGCUGGUGGGGUCCACUCCAUUAUUAGCAGACUUUGAGGAGGUUGUUGAAACAACCACAGUUGCAGAUGAUGGGCAGGGGACAGAGAUACUUGGUCUGGAUGGGGUAAGAGAUGAGGGGCAAGCUCAGUAUGACAUUCUGCAGAGCUUCACUGCAUCUGUGAGUCAGAUGUCCUCUGUUUCCAAUGCGCCAAGCUCACAAUCCAAAAUAGAAUGUGCAUAUUGUGGUAAGAGUUUCAAGACCAGCAGUGGACUGACAAGACACAUGGCACAGUCCCACCCUCUUGCUCUGUCUGAGUCCCGCUCUCAAUUCAGCUGUUCGGCGUGUGAUCGAUCCUUCCCGCUACUCUCUUCCCUGCUCACCCACCAGCACUCCCACACGCCUGAGCAGAGACUGCUCGCUGAGGCGGAGGCAGAGAUUGUCUGUCCCUCUCUUUCACUGCCACUCUCCUCCUCAAAGAAAGGAGAUGGAGAGAGAGAGAUCCAUGUCAGUUUAAUUGCUGUGACUGAGGAGGGAGAGAGGCAAGCUGUGAAGCCAGCUGCCAAAGCAUCAGGAAAGGGAAGCAAGAGAGGUGGCAGCAGCAAGACAUCUGCUUCAAAUAAUGAGAGGCCAUAUCGCUGCUCUGAAUGUGGGAAAUCAUUUAAAGGCUCAUCAGGACUUAGGUACCACAUGAGAGAUCACACUGGUGAGAGGCCAUAUAGAUGCACAGAGUGUGGCAAGAGCUUCAAAAGGUCAUCACUGCUUUCCAUACACCAACGGGUCCACACAGGAGUCCGGGCUUUUCAAUGCCCCUACUGUCCGCUGACUUUUAAGUGGAGCUCACACUACCAGUACCAUCUUCGCCAGCACACAGGUGAGCGUCCAUAUGUAUGUCAGGAAUGUGGCAAGUCUUUCAAGAACACCAGCUGUCUACGUCGCCACAGUCAGCUCCAUUCUGGUCUACGGCCCCAUGCUUGCUCGGUGUGCGGUAAAUCCUUCUCUCAGACCUCCAACCUCAAACAGCACGAAAGGACACACUCUGGAGAAAGGCCUUUCCAGUGCCCCCUUUGCAAAAAGAGCUUUACACACUCAUCCAAUCUUCAGCUGCACGAACGCACACACUCCUCACGCAAGGACUUCAAGUGCCAACACUGCGGAAAAGAGUUUGUCAUGCUGUCCUACCUGCAGAGGCACUUGAGGACUCAUACUUCAGGAGGCGCAGUGGUGUGUACGAAGGAGGCGGGAAAGGUGGCUAAAGGUGGUGUUGCUUCAGAAGCAUCAAUGUUGAGCUUAAACAUGAAUGUACCUGGAGGGCUUACCUCACUGUUUUCCACUGAUAGUAAUUCCACAUUAAUUGUUUCACCCCCAAAUCUAGACAUACCUCCUAACACAUCACAGAAUUACUUCAUGAUCCAGACAACUUCAGGACUGCAGCUGAUCCCGCUGUCUAAUCCCACACCAACACAGCCAGCCCCACCUCCUCCACCCCCUCCUCCUCCACCACCCCCACAGGCACAACAUUUCUUGCUGCUUCAGUGCCCGUCCAGCAAUGGAAACCAGCCUAGCCUGAUCCUGGUCCCCACAGCGUCCAAUACAAACACUAUUUCCACACCAUCAGAACCACAAACUCUCCCCUUGGUGCAGACCUUUCCAGCAUUGCCCCAACUUUUGGCCCCUACCCAUACUCAAAUCCGGCCAUUUCAACCAGUUCAGGCACAGCAGAGAUUUAUUUUGGCCAAUAAUAAUGCUUCCCUCAUUUCUGCCCAGCCCCAAAGUACAUCAACUAUUGUUCGUCCCAUUUUAGGCAGCCUUAGUCGUACCAGAAAAGGAAGCACUAGACGUGGACGGAGGACCAAAGCUGCUUCCCAAAAGCCCCCUCCUUCUGUUCUAGUCAAGCAACCAGUAAAAUCAUCAGAUGCCUCUUCCACGUCUACAACAAUUCUCGUUCCCACUCCUGUUGCUUCCUCAACAGCGGCAUUCCAGCAGCUAAAUGCUGGUGAUCCAUCAUCUGUUUCACCUGUCAGCUCUGGUCAAGUACCUGAAAAACCUUCCAUCUCUGCAGUGGACAUUAUAUCAGUAACCCCAAAUUCUACACCAACUGACAGUUCAGCCAUCCUGAGAGGUGAUCCAAAGAGUGCUCUAGUUGGGGAGAAACCUGUCAAUGAAAUCUCAAGGGAGCACUUUGUUCUGUGUUUAAAGAAAGAUACGGAUGAUUGUGAACAAGGGGAUGGGAUGGCAGUCAAGGGAGGCAGUGAUGCAGGGAGAUCAUAUGUUUUACAGAUUGAAGGUGAGGGGCAGCAAGUAGAUGGAGGGAAUAGUGAGGGAGGAGAGAAGUCAUAUGUGCUUCGUUUUCAGACAGAGGAAGAACAUGAGGGAGAUGAAGGUAAAGAUAAGGGUGAAAUGGUCUCUCUUAACUUACUCCAAGAAUGGGCAGGACAAGCCGGAGGGCAUGGAAAUGCAGAUGCUGAUGGAGGUGUUGAGAAAUCAUUUGUACUUCAUUUCCAAACUGAGCCUCGGUGUGAAGAUGAAAUUCCAUCAAGCUCGGGCUUCAUAGGAGGUCCAGGUGAAGAUCUCGGCCUGUCCUGCCGUCCUGCUCAAGCCUUGGUGCCUCUGGACGGGCAAGAUGUGGUAUUUGAGCUGAGUGAUGAAACAAAAAUGCAUGAAAGCACAGGUCCUGGAGACAGCGUUCAAAUGAUUGCACUAAUUGAGGAAGAGGACGACAGCUCUGAAGCAAGAGCCAGUUUUAAGGGAGCUGUUGGCUCAAACUCUGGAUCUAUGGAGGGAGUCUUUCAGCUAGAGGGUGGAGAGGGAAUUGUUAUAAUUGAAGUUAGCACCAGCAGUUUGGGAGAGAGUGGAAUGGAAGUAGGACACACUUUAGUGGAAGGAAAUGAGGAAAAGCAAGCUAAUGACGAUGCACAAGAGGAAUUCACAUCAGAGGGGCUGAAAAAUUCUGAGGGUGAGAGCAUAUCGUCUUCUGAGAUGAGACUGAUUGGAACUUAGGGCAGAGUAUAAAAUAAAUUAUUUGUUUACUGCAUCAUUAUGAUACAGAAAUCAUGUCAACUAAUGGUUUACAUUCUAAUUCUAAUGCAUUUUAACAGUUAUCGGUGUUUAACAGUGUUGUAGCUGUAGGACCAACACUGGACCUACAAGAAUCUUGGAUUUUACAUCAAUUAAUAGACUUUUCCCUUGCACAAGUAGACUUCUUAAGAACACAGUGUCUUUGUCCUCAGCUGUUUUUUUCCGUAGACUGCAUUUUGGGGGAAUAAGCAUAUUGCUUGAAAGUAACAGUUGUUCACCUGGCCCCUACAGGGAGCUGUUCCACGAACCACAAUCAUGAAAUACAGUUCAUUUAAAAAUAAUUGUUUCUGAUUGAAGGAAAUGCCUGGUUGUCUUGUACAUCCAGGGUGCACUGAAGAAAAUGUAUAAACUAUUAUGAAACUAUUUACAUCUGUAUAAAGUUAACUUUUGUAUAUAUGUGUACUGUUGGUUUUUAUUCUUAAUAUUGGUACUAGACAAUUACGAAUCAGUUACCAAUAAAAAUAGGUAUGAAUGUCAAUAUUUGUGUUUGCUGUUUAACGCAUCUCUUAAUAAAAUAUGUUAUUAUUUACUUAA
Molecule: messenger RNA, 5225 nt
Organism: Triplophysa dalaica
Lineage: Eukaryota; Metazoa; Chordata; Actinopteri; Cypriniformes; Nemacheilidae
Gene: znf628
Product: zinc finger protein 628
Exons: 7
Coding region: 402-4613 (1403 amino acids)
Biological process (GO): regulation of transcription by RNA polymerase II
Molecular function (GO): DNA-binding transcription factor activity; RNA polymerase II cis-regulatory region sequence-specific DNA binding
Source: RefSeq, a predicted model, not a curated record